This is a messenger RNA of Cyclocybe aegerita, 1095 nucleotides long. The record is from the annotation of a GenBank genome assembly. Lineage: Eukaryota; Fungi; Basidiomycota; Agaricomycetes; Agaricales; Hemipholiotaceae.
AUGGAAACCACUCUCGUUCGUGCCACCCCGCAACAAACUCGUGCAUCGCUGUUGCACCGUUAUGAUCCAGAUGGCCCCAUCACACUGCCACAGCACAUCGAAAGAGCAGAUGUCCUGGGGAGAUUGGGCUACGCCCAGAAUAAACAAAUCUACUGGGCACUCGUUCCCAGUGAUAAUCUGACCACUGAUGGGAUCUUAUCUACUGUUUCAACUAUCGCCAGGAAAGUUAUAGUCCAGAGCGCUGGAAAGUCCCUCGCACCAAGUUGUUACACCGCCUUCUCGAUAACCCACGUGUAUACGCCCAUGGAGCUUCGAAAAAGAGGAUACGCCACCAAGAUGAUGGCCCUCCUCCAUGGGCAGAUCUCUAGCCCAUCGUCGAAAUAUCAUUCUCACAACGAGCAAGAUGGCCUUUCCCUGUCCAACAGCUAUCCGACGGGAAUUCUGUCAUUUCUUUAUUCCGGCGUUGGGAAUUUUUAUUCAAAAUGUGGAGCUCCAGGAUGGCACAUUCAAACAUCGACUGAAGUCUACUGGGACGUCGUUUCCGUUCUCUCGCACCCUCCCGACCAUGGACAGGUUGACUACCUUACCGAAGAAGAUUUCGUCAAGGUUGCCGAACGUGACGCUUUCCUGCUGAUGGAGGAAUUCACAAAUCGCGCUCGCACAAACGAGCCGCCAGCCUUUGCGGUGCUUCCAACCGGCGAGGAGUUCACGUGGCUCGUCGCCCGAUCCAAGUUCUACGGUCAGAUCCUCUCCCCCGUACCCCUACCCACUCGCUGGGGUGUCCAACUCGACGACGACAAUUUUGCGAUCUGGUUCAUAGACUACACCAAGCAUGAGCUUCAGUUCUUACGCAUCAGGUGUGUGGGUGCAGAGAAGUUGUCUGCUAUGGUGUACGCUGCGGCAGCUGUAGCGAAAGAGCAAGGUUGCGGGAAAAUUCUUGCAUGGAAUCUCGACGAAAGACUUCUUGAUGACUUGAAGUCGCAUGGGGUGGAUGUCAAGACCCAACCUAGAGCAAAAAAUCUUGCUGCAGUGGCUUGGUAUGGCCCCGGCGAUUGUCCAGUAUGGAUCGCAAACGAGAAGUACGGAUGGUGCUGA